AUGGGAGCCGUAUUAUUUCAAGAUGGGAAACCAGUUGCAUACCAUUCUGAGAUGUUUAGUGGACCGGUAUUGAAUUAUCCGACUUAUGACAAGGAGUUGUAUGCAAUGCAUCAAGCAGUGAAGCAUUGGAGAGCUUACUUGUUGGGAAAAGAAGUCGUAGUUCACUCAGAUCAUAAACCUCUUCAGUUUUUAACUACACAGUCUAAGUUACAACAAGCUCGCCAUAUGAAAUGGAUGUCUUACCUACAACAAUUCAGUAUUGUGAUAAAGUACAAGAAGGGAGCAACUAAUAAGUUGGCAGAUAUGUUAUCUAGACCACCUACACCAGUUAGUUCCGCAUUGCUGGUGGCUAUGAAAAUCCAACCCAUUGUUCCUUCUGAAUAUGCCAAAGGGUACGACACAGAUGCUGAUUUCAACUCAGCCUAUGCCAAGCUGGAACAAGGAAAGACUAGUGAGUUUCAAUUGAAAGAUGGACUAAUGUAUAAGGGAACACAAUUGUGCAUUCCAGAAGAUGGUGACAGAUUGCAAUGGAUUCGUGAGGCUCAUACUUCUAAAGUAGCAGGGCAUUUUGGAGUUGAGAAGACUUUAUUGAAUCUUCGUCGCUAUGUGUAUUGGCCAAAGAUGCAUCUCGAUGUUUCACGAUACAUUCGAGGUUGUGUUCUAUGCAACACAUCGAAGCCUUCCAACAGGAAGUUAGGACUGUAUCUUCCAUUACCAGUACCUACUCGACCUUGGGAGAGUAUCUCGAUGGAUUUCUUAGGUGGCUUGCCUAAAACCAAGUCUGGAAAUGACUACUUGUUUGUGGUGGUAGAUCGUUUCAGUAAGAUGGUGAUUCUCAUUCCAUGCAAGAAGACCGUAACUGGAGAAGGAGCUGCUAAGUUAUUUUUCCAAUAUGUUUGGAAGCAUUUUGGCUUACCUACAUCAAUUAUUUCUGACAGAGACAGUCGAUUCUUAGGCCAUUUCUGGAGGUCGUUAUGGGGAAUGAUGGAUACUAGAUUGAAAAGAAGCACUGCAUUUCAUCCACAGACAGAUGGGCAAACGGAGGUCGUAAACCGGACUAUGGUACACUUGUUGAGGGGUUACAAUUCCAAGCAUCCGAAGACUUGGGAUGAAAGUCUCCCUUACUUACAGUUUGCUUUCAACCGAGCAAUUCAUGGCUCUACACUCAAAUCUCCAUUUGAGGUUUGUUUGGGUUAUUUACCCCAGAGUCCUUUUGAUUUAGCAUUUACUCUGAGUGACCAACCAUUAUGUGGGAAAGAAGAAGAAGAACAUAUUCGAGCACAUAAAUUUCUCGAACGAGUCAGAAAGAUUCAUACUGAAGUGGAGGCACAAUUGAAACGUUCUCAGCAACGAUAUAAAGCUCGCCAUGAUAAGCAUCGUGUGCCAUGUAACUUCAAAGAAGGUGACCUAGUAUGGUUACACCUUGGAAAGGAGCGGCUAACAGGUGAAGGCAAGAAACUGAAGCCUAUUCGUUAUGGACCGUUCAAGAUCAUCAAACAAAUUGGUGAUAAUGCCUUUCAACUUGAAUUACCACCAUACAUGCAUAUGUACUCGGUCAUCAAUGCCGAGAAUCUUAAGUUUUUUGAGCCAUCUCUACUUGAUGAUGAUCCCGACGAAGACAUUCGGCUUCCAUCAGUUGAUGACUUAAAAAUUGAACUAGAAGACCCUUUGCUGAAGGAUUGUAUCUUGGAGCAGAAGGUUCGUGAGACCCGACAUGGAAAGUAUGAGUAUUUUCGUAUUGGCAGUAAAGGGCAACUUCCCAGCAAAUCGAAAUGGUAUAUUCGAGACAAGGCUACCCAAGAAUUUCCACAUCUCACCAUUUAA
Messenger RNA from Prunus armeniaca (apricot), 1824 nucleotides. The record is from the annotation of a GenBank genome assembly. NCBI's taxonomy places the organism in Eukaryota, Viridiplantae, Streptophyta, Magnoliopsida, Rosales, Rosaceae.